GAGAGUAUCAAAAUGAGUGAAAUAGUGUUGCCAAAGUUCAUUCAAAAGCUAUUAGAUAAGAUUAUCAAAGAAAAUGGUUUUAAAGACUGUUCUGUGCAAGUGAAGCAGGGUUCUAACGUGGGCGAUGGAUUUAUGAGUGAACUGUCGUGCAUAACCCUUGCUGAACGUAACAGUGAGAAGAAGUUGCAUCUUGUGUGCAAAGUGGCACCGUCAAGCAAAAAUCGCCGGAAGGAAUUCAUAUCAGAUGUUGCUUUCACACGCGAAGCCGCUUUUUACACAAAAUUGAUGCCGAGUUUUGCAAAAUUCCAAGUGGAAAAAAACUUAUCGAAAGACGAUCAGUUUUUGGCGUAUCCAAAGUGCUACGCGGCAACGAUUGACGGCGAAAACGAGCAUUAUGCUAUAAUUUUGGAAGAUCUUCGACCACAAGAGUUCAAACUGUGGAACAAGGCGAAGACAUCGCCAAUUGAAAAUGUGCGGCUCGCAAUGCGCGAAUUGGGAAAAUUACAUGGGAUCGCGAUUGCAAUGAAAGAUCAAAAACCAGAAGAAUUCGCUGAAUUUGAGAAGUAUACAGACAUUUUUCGAUUUUUCUUCGAGUCGAAAAAUAUGCGAGAUAUGGUUAGAGGAUCAUAUGACCAGGCGAUGGCAUCGCUAAAGAGUCAAGAUCACAAGAACAUCAUGCUCGAUUUGAAAGAAAAUUUCAUGGAUUAUUUCGAAAAUAUGUUAAAUGAAAAAUCUGCUACUUAUUUAGGAGUGAUUUGCCAUGGGGAUUUCUGGAAUAAUAACAUACUUUUCCGUUUCAACAAAGAUGGUGCCGCGGAAGACAUUCGACUACUCGAUUGGCAAGUGAUCCGGUUCGGAUCUCCAGCAAUUGACUUACUCUAUAAUCUGUUUACAUCCACCGAUAAAGCACUCCGCGAUAAGGAAUACGACAAUCUAUUGCAGUUUUAUCACAAGUCACUAUCCAGAACAGUACAGCUAUUAGGAAGUAAUCCAGACGAGCUGUUUACAUUUGAUGACUUGCAAUCAGAAUUGAAGCGAUGUGGCAACUACGCACUGAUGCUCGCUCCAAUGCUUAUUCAAAUUUCGCAAGCAAACUCAAGCGAAGUUACAAACUUAGACGAAAUGUGUGACAAAAUGGCUGAGGGUGAGAAUGCGAACCAAGGCCUAGUCACUGGUUUAACAGAGCACGGGCAAGCGGAAUACGAGCGUCGACUGAAUGAUGUCGUUGAAGAUGUGGUUCGGUUGGGCUAUUAUCACAAGCAAAUUUUUAACCAACUUUCGAAUACACAAUUACAAUCGUAUCGUGAACGUUUCGACGAGAGUAUCAAAAUGAGUGAAAUAGCGUUGCCAAAGUUCAUUCAAAAGCUAUUAGAUAAGAUUAUCAAAGAAAAUGGUUUUAAAGACUGUUCUGUGCAAGUGAAGCAGGGUUCUAACGUGGGCGAUGGAUUUAUGAGUGAACUGUCGUGCAUAACCCUUGCUGAACGUAACAGUGAAAAGAAGUUGCAUCUUGUGUGCAAAGUGGCACCUUCAAGCAAAAAUCGCCGGAAGGAAUUCAUAUCAGAUGUUGCUUUCACACGCGAAGCCGCUUUUUACACAAAAUUGAUGCCGAGUUUUGCAAAAUUCCAAGCGGAAAAAAACUUAUCGAAAGACGAUCAGUUUUUGGCGUAUCCAAAGUGCUACGCGGCAACGAUUGACGGCGAAAACGAGCAUUAUGCUAUAAUUUUGGAGGAUCUUCGACCACAAGAGUUCAAACUGUGGAACAAGGUGAAGACAUCGCCAAUUGAAAAUGUGCGGCUCGCAAUGCGUGAGAUUGCAAAGUUUCACGGAAUUUCGAUUGCAAUGAAAGAUCAAAAACCAGAAGAAUUCGCUGAAUUUGAGAAGUAUACAGACAUUUUUCGAUUUUUCUUCGAGUCGAAAAAUAUGCGAGAUAUGGUUAGAGGAUCAUACGAGCAGGCGGUGGCAUUGCUAAAGAGUCAAGAUCACAAGAACAUCAUGCUUGAUUUGAAAGAAAAUUUCAUGGACUAUUUCGAAAAUAUAUUAAAUGAAAAAUCUGCUAAUUAUUUAGGAGUGAUUUGCCAUGGAGAUUUCUGGAAUAAUAACAUACUUUAUCGUUUCAAUAAAGAUGGUGCCGCGGAAGACAUUCGACUACUCGAUUGGCAAGUGAUCCGGUUCGGAUCUCCAGCAAUUGACUUACUCUAUAAUCUGUUUACAUCCACCGAUAAAGCACUCCGCGAUAAGGAAUACGACAAUCUACUGCAGUUUUAUCACAAGUCACUAUCCAGAACAGUACAGCUAUUAGGAAGUAAUCCAGACGAGCUGUUUACAUUUGAUGACUUGCAAUCAGAAUUGAAGCGAUGUGGCAACUACGCACUGAUGCUCGCUCCAAUGCUUAUUCAAAUUUCGCAAGCAAACUCAAGCGAAGUUACAAACUUAGACGAAAUGUGUGACAAAAUGGCUGAGGGUGAGAAUGCGAACCAAGGCCUAGUCACUGGUUUAACAGAGCACGGGCAAGCGGAAUACGAGCGUCGACUGAAUGAUGUCGUUGAAGAUGUGGUUCGGUUGGGCUAUUAUCACAAGCAAAUUUUUAACCAACUCUGAUUAUGUUUGAUCAUUUAUAUAUUUAUUGUUUAUUCUUCGAUUUACAUUCAGAAAACUAUUUUUCUAAUCGGUUUUCACGUGAUGCUUUGUUUAUUGAAUGAAAAAAUAGAAACGAAAUAAAUAAUAUUUAGAAACAUUUCUUUCAUAUAUUUGAA
Sitodiplosis mosellana (orange wheat blossom midge) is the source of this 2753-nucleotide messenger RNA. RefSeq lists its product as uncharacterized. The coding region runs from base 13 to 2598 and encodes 861 amino acids. The transcript is spliced from 7 exons. Lineage: Eukaryota; Metazoa; Arthropoda; Insecta; Diptera; Cecidomyiidae. The record is from RefSeq and is a predicted model, not a curated record.